ACAGACAGUUGGCAACGCGGCACGCCGUCACAGUGCGACUGUCAAAGCAAAGCGAUAAAAAGUUUGUCUCCGCAUUAAAAAAGCCACAGGAAUAUUUUCCAGCAUUUCGAAAAUAUGAUACGGGCACCGCUAGUCAAGGCGCUGGGCGCUCUGGGCUCGCCCACACAUCAGAUGGCCAGCCGGGCGGUGCGCACCAGCGCCAUUUUGGCCCAGACGCCGGCGAAGGCGCCCGAGAAGAUCGAGGUCUUUGUGGACGACAUUCCUGUGCAGGUGUUGCCCGGCACCACUGUGCUGCAGGCGGCUGCCCAGAUCGGCGUGGAGAUUCCCAGAUUUUGCUACCACGAGCGCCUGGCCGUUGCCGGCAAUUGUCGCAUGUGCCUGGUGGAGGUGGAGAAGAGCCCCAAGCCGGUGGCCGCCUGUGCCAUGCCCGUGAUGAAGGGCUGGCGAAUCAAGACCAACUCCGAUCUGACCCGCAAGGCUCGCGAGGGCGUCAUGGAGUUCCUGCUGAUGAACCAUCCGCUGGAUUGCCCCAUCUGCGACCAGGGCGGCGAGUGCGAUCUGCAGGAUCAGGCCAUGGCCUUUGGCUCCGAUCGCUCCCGCUUCACCGACAUCAACUACACCGGCAAGCGAGCUGUGGAGGACAAGGACAUUGGACCGCUGGUCAAGACCAUCAUGACUCGUUGCAUCCAUUGCACUCGCUGCAUACGCUUCGCCUCCGAGAUCGCCGGCGUGGAUGAUCUGGGCACCACGGGUCGUGGCAAUGACAUGCAAAUCGGAACGUAUGUGGAGAAGCUCUUCCUCACCGAGCUCUCCGGCAAUGUGAUCGACCUGUGCCCGGUGGGCGCUCUGACCAACAAGCCUUACAGCUUCGUGGCCCGUCCCUGGGAGAUCCGCAAGGUGAGCAGCAUCGAUGUGCUCGAUGCCGUCGGCAGCAACAUCGUGGUCAGCACCCGAACCAACGAGGUGCUGCGCAUCCUGCCGCGUGAGAAUGAGGACGUCAACGAGGAGUGGCUGGCGGACAAGUCGCGCUUCGCCUGCGACGGCUUGAAGCGCCAGCGCCUGGUGGCACCCAUGGUCCGCAUGCCGAACGGCGAACUGCAGGCCGUUGAGUGGGAGGGCGCCCUCAUUGCGGUGGCCAAGGCCGUUAAGGCGGCCAACGGCAAGGUGGCCGGCAUUUCGGGACAGCUGGCCGAUCUGGAGGCUCAGGUGGCCCUCAAGGAUCUGCUAAACAAGCUGGGCAGCGAGGCGGUUGCCACCGAGCAGGGCUUCGUCCAGGGCGGCACUGACUCCCGGGCCAAUUACCUGCUGAACAGCACCAUUGCCGGCCUGGAAGAGGCCGAUGCCGUGCUUCUGGUGGGCACCAAUCCGCGCUACGAGGCUCCUCUGGUCAACACCCGUCUCCGCAAGGCGUACGUUCACAACGAACUGCAGAUUGCCUCGAUUGGACCCAAGAUCGAUCUGUCCUACGAGCACGAGAACCUUGGCGCCGAUGCCGCUCUAAUCAAGGACGUUUGCUCUGGAUCGCACGCCUUCUCCAAGGUCUUGGAGGGUGCCAAGAAGCCGGCCAUCAUUAUCGGUGCCGAUCUGCUGGAGCGUCCCGAUGGCGGCGCCAUUCAUGCCACCAUCGCCGACUACUGCAAGAAGCUAAAGAAGCCGGACUGGAACCCCUUCAAUGUGCUGCAGACAAACGCCGCCCAGGUGGGCGCCUUCGAUGUGGGCUACAAGGCCGGUGCCCAGACCGCCGUGAAGGCUCAGCCCAAGGUGCUCUUCCUGCUGAACGCUGAUGCCGGCAAGGUGACCCGCGAGCAGCUGCCCAAGGACUGUUUUGUUGUGUAUAUCGGUUCGCAUGGCGAUAAUGGUGCCUCCAUUGCCGAUGCCGUGCUGCCAGGUGCCGCCUAUACCGAGAAGCAAGGAAUUUAUGUGAACACUGAGGGCAGGCCGCAGCAGACGCUGCCGGGUGUCUCGCCACCGGGCAUGGCCCGCGAGGACUGGAAGAUCCUGCGCGCUCUCUCCGAGGUGGUGGGCAAGCCGCUGCCAUAUGACAACCUGGACGAGCUGCGCAACCGCCUGGAGGAUGUGGCGCCGCAUCUAACGCGCCUGGGUCAACUGGAGCCAGCCGGCGAGGCCGGUGCAGCGGGCGCCAGCAAAUCCAUUGGCGGCGGCCCCAUUGACAUCAAGUUGAAGGAGCUGCGCGACUACUUUAUGACCGACGCCAUUUCACGCGCCUCGCCCACCAUGGCCAAGUGCAUAUCGGCGGUCAACAAGCAGCAGCGGGAGAACGAGGCCAAGCAGAGCGUUGCCAUCUAGGGCGGGCGCCUCUUCUGAUCUAAACAAACUAACUAAUUAAUGUGUUUUUUUUUUUUAACUCUGCUCUUCGCUUGUGGCCCCGCCACUCCCAUAAAUUACGUACGAACCGUUUUUAGACAGCACCAUGAGUCGCCGCAGGAUGAGCCAGUCAGCGCAGGAGCAGGAUCAGGAUCAGCAAUCUGUGGCUGCGGCAGCGCUGGGGCAGUUGUAAAGGAGAAAAAAUAAGAGUCUUUUUGUUGUUGUUCAAAACAAAGAGGGAGUUAUUCAAUACGAGAAAUAGGAAAAAACAAAAUAAAAAUGUAAUAGAAAAAUA
This is a messenger RNA of Drosophila kikkawai, 2620 nucleotides long. RefSeq names its product NADH dehydrogenase (ubiquinone) 75 kDa subunit (gene ND-75). NCBI's taxonomy places the organism in Eukaryota, Metazoa, Arthropoda, Insecta, Diptera, Drosophilidae. Gene Ontology annotation, biological process: cellular respiration; ATP synthesis coupled electron transport. The record is from RefSeq and is a predicted model, not a curated record. Gene Ontology annotation, molecular function: NADH dehydrogenase (ubiquinone) activity; iron-sulfur cluster binding. Gene Ontology annotation, cellular component: membrane.